Nothoprocta perdicaria is the source of this 682-nucleotide messenger RNA. It is a transcript of the gene SHISAL2A, whose product is annotated as shisa like 2A. NCBI's taxonomy places the organism in Eukaryota, Metazoa, Chordata, Aves, Tinamiformes, Tinamidae. The record is from RefSeq and is a predicted model, not a curated record. Bases 18 to 545 code for a protein of 175 amino acids. The transcript is spliced from 4 exons.
GCGGCGGGCGGGACACCAUGAGCGCCGAGUGCAGCAGCUACCUCAGCGCCGACAAGGUGCCGGUGAGCGGCUUCAGCUGCCCGCGGGCGGGCGGCGACGCGCGCGCCGUCUAYUGCUGCGGCUUCCAGGACGUCAAGUACUGCUGCGAUGACCCGCACAGCUUCUUCCCCUACGARCACGGCUACAUGUGGUGGCUCAGUGUUGGAGCUCUUGUGGGCCUGUCGAUAGCAGCAGUGGUCCUGUUUGCUUUUAUCAUCACUGUGUGUGUUCUCUGUUACUUGUUUAUCAGUACAAAGCCACGCAGUAAACUGGAUGCUGGUUUGAGCUUACAGAUGGCAGUUGUAGGAAGUGUAAAAUUUUGCAAUACAAGUGAGGAUGCAACAGAAACAAAUCCCAUUAUCAAGAAGAAACUUAUGGAAUUACUUGCUCCAGAUUUCUUGUUCAAAUACAGAAUUGCAUCUUUCAGAAGGCCCUGCCAAACCAACCUUCUAACAGGGCCAAAUGGCUUCCAGAGACAGUUCCUUAGCCACAAGGAUAGACUGUGACCAUCUKCCUGACAACCUGUCUCACUGUCUCACCCUCCCACGAGUUUCUGGGCUACUGCCAUCACKGAUACCCAGAGGCAACCUGAAGGAUAUGUAUUUGUGUAUUGUUACUGUACUAGGAAGUAGUAUCUUUUGAU